AUGGCGAGGUCAGGAGGUGGAUGGCCUCAAGAAGCACCGGACCAGCAAAGAAACACGGGUUAUCACUACUACCAAAACCACCCAGCGUUUCGCAAUCAGCAGCACCAAGGACCACAGAUCCCGCGACAGCACGAAACGGCACCACUCCCUCCACCAACCAGCUUGUCCGCAUCAAGUGCGGGCGGCUCAUCUACUCUGGCCUUUUCAUCGCCCUCCUAUCACCAUAGCCAUCACUACGCCCCUACUUCGCCCUUGAGCCGUGGCCCGCCAUAUAGCAGCAGCCGACCGCAACGGCCAUACGGCGCAGAUUAUGCGACGCCGGCAUCACCCGUGAACCAUACGGUUCUCCCGCAGCAUCCGAGGUGGUUCGACUUUCGACGUUCUCCGGAGCCCAGCUCCGCAGCCAGCGAUUGA
Molecule: messenger RNA, 414 nt
Organism: Pyricularia oryzae 70-15
Lineage: Eukaryota; Fungi; Ascomycota; Sordariomycetes; Magnaporthales; Pyriculariaceae
Exons: 1
Coding region: 1-414 (137 amino acids)
Source: RefSeq, a predicted model, not a curated record